GUGAGAUGUUUUUGUUUUUCUUUCUUGAUUCAUUUUUCUUCAAUUCAAUUCUUUUGAAUUAAAAUCAAAUUAAUCCAAAAUAUUCCAUGUGUUGAUGGACUAAUUAAUCUUUACUUGUAAUUGUUUGUUUUUUUAUAUUUAAUUAGUAUGGUUACCAUAGGAUAGAGUUUAAGAAACAACAAUUGAAUUAGAAGAGAAAAACGAAACAAUCGAAGUGAUUUCCAAUUCUAGUGACUCAUUUGGGGCUUUUCUUUGCCGAGUUUAAAUAUUGUUCCUUUUUUUUAUUUUUUAUUAUAUUCUAAACUUCUUAUUCUGACAAUUCUCUUUGAUUAAAGUGUUGAUAGUUUUGUUCUAUCAUCAGUGCAUCAACCAUGUUGAGUAGAAUUUUACCUUUAUGCAAUCAUAAUUAUUACAUUGAAAGAGUAAAAUUUGGAGUACCUUUAGAUGAAGUGUGCUGUAUCCAUGAUGAUAUUCCAGGACCUUUAUUAAUACUCAUAUUAAAAUUGAACAAAGAAGGUCCUUAUAAGAAAGAUGUCUUCAGAGCACCAGGUCAUCAAGCUAAUAUGAAAAAGUUGAUCCAUUUCCUUCAAACAGGACGUUUAGUUAAUAUUGACAAUUUUAGUGUUUAUACUAUUGCAUCUGUUUUAAAAAAAUUCCUACGAAAACUUCCUGAUGGUAUUUUCGGACAUGAAGCUGAAUCUCGACUUUUCGAGAUAAUUGAAAAAGAAGACACAGAAUGGAUAAGAGAAGAGAUUCACCGACUAAUAUCAUCUCUACCUCCAGUUAAUCAGCAUCUAUUGGUUCUUCUUUUUGGAACAUUCAGAGCGAUAGCCAGUACAAGUUCCAAAGCCAAAACAGGGAUGACAAGUGAAGCUUUAGGAGUUUCCGUUGCUCCCUCUUUCCUUCACAGUUGUAGCUCCGAUGGAUGUAAAAUCGCUAAAAUGGAAGAUGUUCGUCGAUACAAGAUUGCUACUAAUGUAAUGAAAUUCCUGAUUGACAAUUUCGGUGUCUCUAAUCUCUUUGGUCGUGAAAAUUAUGAGUAUUAUGCAAGAAUUAGUGGACGAGUAUUGAAAGUUGAAGAAAAUUGGAUUUUCGCCUUUAAAUACCCUCCAGAUUCAUUUGUAACUCCAAUAUCUUCCUGUGAAGAAUGUCAAAGUACACCUACUCUCUGUCCUUCAUCCUCAUCCGAGGUUUCAUCAUCUGCUUGUAAAGCUGUUGACAAAGGAGCAAUUCUUGCUGAUGAUGUUUAUGCUCGUUUAAGCAUGUCACUGGAGGAAAAUUUUUUCAAGGUUAAAACAACCAAGUCAAAUCCAUCAACAGCAACAACAUCACCAACCAUAAUCACCACAUCAUCACCCAUCUAUCACCAUCACUAUCCUCAACAUUUAAUGCAUGAAUCACAAGAUAUGCAAGAGCACGAAGAUGACAGCUUAAACUUAGAGCAACUUCGACAGGUUAAUCGUUAUGCGGAAAGUACAAAAUCUUUAUCAUUUCUUCCAAUUGUACACGAACGUCAAACCCAAAGAAUGAAAACUCGUUCUGAAUGGUUUCUUAAUCCUGGUGAAACUGAACUACCUCCAAGUUCAUCGUCAGCCCUAUCAUCACCUCUUAAUCCAAAUCCACUUUCUUCAUCAACGUCAACCAUUAAAUCAAAUGGUAAAAACUCAGGGUCCGGUGGAGGAGUAAUGAGACGAACAUCAUCCAAAGAGAAAAGAUUAGUUCGUCGAAGCUCAUCCAAAAAAGAUAAAGAAAAUGGUAACAAAAGCGGACCCCCAAGCAUAAUGGUCUGUGAUUCAACCUCCCCGGCACAAAGUGUACUAGGUGGUCCAACUACCGGGUCAUCAACAGGGACAUCAUCAUUACCAGGUCAUCCAUCAAUAUCAUCACCCAUCAUAUGUACAGACAUGGACGUUUCACCAACACUUGCUUAUAAACCCAGAAUUUGAUUCUAAAAUUGAUUCAACUCUUUCAAAACCGAAUCAAUUUUAAAUCAAAUCAACACAAAUACAUCAUCAUUCAUCAUAAAACUCAUCUUUCUCUCUCUAAUUGACGCUCUUCUAAAUUCACUUACUCAAAAAAACCAAUCUUCAACAUGACCUGAAACAUCCAUGACAUUUUUAUCUCCAUUCUCAUCCACCUUCAUCCUCUCAUCUGCUUAUAAAAGUACAUUGAGUUGACAAAAAAAAAACGAUCCACUUUUCCAUCACUUAUCAUAUGACAACAAUCAUCCUGACCCACCUUUUGCAAUUUUAAUGCAAACCUAUUUACACACACAAAAAAACUCACUUUCAAAACAAAACAAAUAUACAUAAUUUACGCUUAAAUCAUUACUACGACAGUCUUUUCAGUCCCUUUUGCACAAAAUUUUGCUACUACUGAAUUUUUCUUGCUUUUUCUUAAUUGCUUUUUUUUUCAUAAGAAAACAGAUUCUUUUUUUCUAAUACAAUUCUGAAUCUUUGAGCUGCCUGAAAAUCAACUAAUUGAGCUUCAAGCUCUUUCUCCUUUUCCUCUCUUGUCUUUUUUGUAACUUUUUUCCUUCUACUAAAUGCAAACAACGAUAUGAUAAUCGUCUCAUGUCCAACUUGGAAACUAAUUCUAAAUCUACUGAUCCAGUUUUAUAUCUUCCAUGAAUAUUGAGCAUAAUCAUCAUCCUUGAAUCUUCUUAUUGGAAAACAAAAACGAUUUCCUGGCCCACCUUUGAACAACAAAAAGCGAUGAGAAACACAUCAAUUAUAAUGGACAAUAAGAAAGAAGAUACAAAAAAAAUUGUCUUCCUUUCUCUCUCUCCCUCUGAAAGGUCCAUAUACUGAUGUAAACAACAAAUACUGAUUCGAUUCACUGAAAACCUUAAAAACAAUAACAAUUAUCAUGAAGAAACACCAACAAAAAAAAUAAUAUUCAAGCUCAAUCAAUUUCAAUUACCUGACAACCAUUUCGAUGAUUGUUAUUUUUUCAUCUCUUUUUUUCAACAAUCAACUAGACAAAAAAGCAAGCUUCUCUCUCUCUCUCUCUUAAAAUCCACUUUUUUACUGAUUCUUAAUUAAUUGCAAAUGGUCAAUUGAUUAAAACAUCUAAUAUGUAACAAUGAGUGUAAAGACAUGAUAUAAACAAUUAUUAUAAAUAAAAGACGCACCCAUUUAAAUGUCUAAUCAUUUACCUUUUAAA
Messenger RNA from Panonychus citri (citrus red mite), 3165 nucleotides. RefSeq names its product rho GTPase-activating protein 20-like. Gene Ontology annotation, molecular function: GTPase activator activity. Bases 372 to 1946 code for a protein of 524 amino acids. NCBI's taxonomy places the organism in Eukaryota, Metazoa, Arthropoda, Arachnida, Trombidiformes, Tetranychidae. The transcript has 6 exons. Gene Ontology annotation, biological process: signal transduction. The record is from RefSeq and is a predicted model, not a curated record.